GUUUCUUAUAGCGUGCGCACGCGUCCCAGAAAGCUCAAACUGAAAAUGUCGGACAGCGAAGAAAGUGUUAGGUCUUUGUCCAAAAGACAUAAACUAUCACUGUCCCUUUUCAACGAUGGAUCAGGGGAUGAUUUGGACGAUAUAUCGAGUACUGCUAGCACCAAAGAGGAAGAAUCCUCAAGGAGCGACACUCCAACACAACUCUACGCCAGAAGAGGACGAGGGAAACACAAGUCCAAGAAAUGCAAGCUCCAAUACAAAUGCACUAACAUUUUGCACGAGGACCACGGACAACCCAUUUUUGGUGUUCAGAUAAAUCUGAAUGCACCAGAACAAGAUCCAUUAACAUUUGCGACAGUAGGCAACAAUAGGGUUAGCGUGUACGAAUGCCAAGAAAAUGGCAAAGUGAAAUUAUUACAGGCUUACGUAGAUCCUAGUAAUGAUGAAAAUUUCUAUUGCUGUGCCUGGUCCCAUGAUGAUGUCACAAAACAACCCUUAUUGGCAGUAGCAGGUGUCAGAGGAAUUGUAAGAAUUAUUAGUCCUGUUGCCAUGCAGUGCAUCAAGCACUAUGUUGGCCAUGGUAAUGCCAUAAAUGAACUAAAAUUCCAUCCCAAAGACUCAAAUCUUCUAUUAUCCGUGAGCAAGGAUCAUUCCAUGCGAAUGUGGAACAUUAAAACAGAUGUGUGCGUUAUAAUAUUUGGUGGUGUGGAUGGUCACCGAGAUGAAUUGCUUAGUGCAGAUUUUAAUCUCGAAGGAACAAAAAUUAUUUCAUGUGGAAUGGACCAUUCAUUGAAAAUAUGGAAUUUAGAUACUGAAGAUUUUUACAGUGUAGUGAAAGAGUCAUACGCGCAUAAUCCUAGUAAAAUCAAAAGACCAUUUUCCACAAUUUCCAAUCAUUUUCCUGUUUUCUCAACACGAGACAUUCACAGAAAUUAUGUUGAUUGCGUUAGAUGGCUGGGGAAUUUUGUUCUCUCGAAAUCAUGUGAAAAUUGUAUUGUUUGUUGGAAGCCAGGAACUAUUCAUCAGCCUAUUGAUAAGGUCACAGACAAUACCAUCAACAUAAUUUUUAGGUUUGAUUAUAAAGAGUGUGACAUAUGGUACAUGCGCUUCUCUCUUGAUUCCUCGCAGAAAAUAAUGGCAUUGGGGAAUCAGUGUGGUAAAAUAUAUGUAUGGGAUUUAGACACCUCUGAUCCUUCAUUAGUCAGAUUCACAAAACUUACUCAUUUUAAAAGUACCACUGCUAUUCGACAAACGGCUUUAUCUAAAGAUGGAAGCAUUCUGUUGGCUGUCUCCGAUGAUAGCAAAAUUUGGAGAUGGGAUAAAAUAAGCGGCUGAUUAACUGUCUACUUAAGUUUUGUUAAAAGUUUAAUUUUUUAAAUGGAACUCUUUGAACAUGAAAUUUGAAUAUAAAAAAAUAUGUUAAUGCUUUAAAGGAUUAUUGAAGAUAAUAAAAUUUUGCUUCAUGAAUAA
Patella vulgata (common limpet) is the source of this 1470-nucleotide messenger RNA. Its product is annotated as polycomb protein EED. Gene Ontology annotation, biological process: negative regulation of transcription by RNA polymerase II. Lineage: Eukaryota; Metazoa; Mollusca; Gastropoda; Patellidae. The transcript has a single exon. Bases 46 to 1335 code for a protein of 429 amino acids. The record is from RefSeq and is a predicted model, not a curated record. Gene Ontology annotation, molecular function: protein binding; nucleosome binding. Gene Ontology annotation, cellular component: ESC/E(Z) complex.